Hypomesus transpacificus is the source of this 1837-nucleotide messenger RNA. RefSeq names its product hydroxysteroid (20-beta) dehydrogenase 2 (gene hsd20b2). The transcript is spliced from 11 exons. The record is from RefSeq and is a predicted model, not a curated record. Lineage: Eukaryota; Metazoa; Chordata; Actinopteri; Osmeriformes; Osmeridae. Bases 122 to 1144 code for a protein of 340 amino acids. Gene Ontology annotation, molecular function: oxidoreductase activity. Gene Ontology annotation, cellular component: endoplasmic reticulum.
GGUAUGUUAGUUGCUUGAACGGUUGCAUGUCAGAGUUAUGUUAGGGAUGUCAUAUAUAAGACUGUGAAAGAGAAUACAUAUUAUGAUCCAUUGCUUUGUUGUAAAGACGUAGGCACAAAUAAUGACUCAUGUAUCGGAUUCUGUGCUUUUGUGCGGACUUGUUGUCAUCGGCGGCCUCUGUGUUCUAUACUACUUUGUGACAUGGUCGUGGAGAUGCUGUCGUGGAUUCCGAGUGUACGUGCUUUCAGAAACUUGGCAUGUUAAUUUAAAAACCUACGGACAAUGGGCAGUUGUCACAGGUGCCACCUCAGGGAUCGGUAGAGCUUAUGCACAUGAACUGUCCAAAAGAGGACUGGACAUUGUCCUGAUCAGUCGCUCCGAGGACAAACUCCAACUUGUUGCCCAGGAAAUUGAGAGUCAGUAUGGAAGACAGACCAGAACCAUCCAGACAGACUUCACAGAGGGCUCAGCCAUUUACCCCGCCAUCGCCCAGCAACUGCAGGGCCUCGACAUAGGCAUUCUGGUGAACAAUGUAGGAAUGAACUACACAGGACACUUUGCACUGUUCCUCGAUGCUCCAGACUGUGAACAGAGGAUCACCCAGGUGGUCAACUGCAACGUCCUCUCUGUGACUCAGAUGACCAGAUUGGUUCUUCCUCGCAUGGUUGAAAGGGGGCGUGGUCUGAUUAUCAACUUGUCGUCGGAGGCAGGUGCGCGACCUCAGCCUCUGCUGGCGCUUUACUCUUCUACCAAGACGUUUGUGACGUAUUUCUCCAGAUGUCUGAAUUCAGAAUACCAGUCUCGAGGAGUCACUGUUCAGUGUGUGUCACCCUUCAUGGUGUCCACCAACAUGACCCACAACAUACCCGUCAAUUUCCUGGUGAAGACGGCAUCUGAUUUUGCUCGAGAGGCUCUGAACACUGUGGGCCUCUCCUCCUACACCAGCGGCUGUCUGUCCCAUGCUCUGCAGAAUAUAGCCCUCUCCGUUUUGCUUCCUGAUUGGCUACGACUCUCUUCCUACUGCGUGAGCCAGCUGGAAAACAUUCCAGAUCCUAUGCUGACCAAUGAGAGGAGAGCAGGGAAGCAGGACCAGGAAGUCAUCGGGUCUGUGAAGACGAGGAGUUUAGAGCUUCACAAAACAUGAACACGCUGUUUCUAUCAACAUAUGCACUCUAACAAACAGUAUAUAGAAAUAUUGAGUUACUGUAUGUUAUGAGCUGUGUACAGUCAAGUGGUGGGGCAUUUGACUGAUGAUCAAGAGAUUACAGGUUCACACGGUCCUCUAUGUGCUUCUGGAGGAGAGUUGAUGCUUGAAUACAAUAUUACUUUAUGACUCAUAACCAGGGUCUGGACCAAGGGUUUAGUUUGUGUGUGUCAUUAUUCAAACAACAGCAAUGCUUGAAUAUUAUUAUUGUUAUGUUACGUUACUUGAACCCCUCAAUGUUCCCACCAAAUCUACACCCUGGGGCUGGGGUGAAGGAGAUUGCACUUUUGAAUGUUUCUGUUUGGACAGGUGUGGACUGAUCUGUGAGACAUCAGAGAUGUUUAUGAAUCCUGUCCUUCAGUUUGCUGAUGCUGCUCUCAGACAGUUAAACACCGUCUAAACUCUUGUGGAUAUGGACCAUUUGUAGAGGCUAUCGACACAGCAUAGGAGAUUUCGUUAACAUUUAAAUACUAACACCAAGAGAACAUUUUUAUCUUUUUUAUUAUAUUUAUAUCUUAUAAACACUCAAAUGUAUUUUUUUCAAGUAUAUAUAUUACAGUGUAACACGUUAUAACGAGAAAGCAUUUGACAAAAGCAUCAUUAUCUUAUCGCAAUAAAACAACAUUUAUGUCA